AUGGAGUGUGUGACUUCGUGCUCUAUGUCAGUGUUGAUAAACGGCUCGCCUUCUAAGCUGUUCAAGAUGAAAAGGGGCCUGCGACAAGGUGAUCCUCUGUCUCUGUUCCUUUUUGUACUUGUUGUGGAUGUCUUACAUAGAAUGCUUGAAGAAGCAGUGAGAAACGGUCGCUUAUCACCAUUGCUGGUUGGAAGAGAUCAUAUUGAGUUGUCGCAUCUACAGUUCGCUGAUGAUACUAUUUUGUUCUACCCUCCCGAGGAUGAGACCAUUAAGAACUACAAGAGGUUGCUUCGGUGCUUUGAGGUGAUGUCAGGAUUAAGUAUUAAUUUCGAGAAGUCGAGUUUAAUUCCUAUCAACUGUGAUGAGCAGUGGGUACGACGCAUGUGUAGUGUGUUAGGAUGCAAGCAAGACUCCCUUCCAGUUAAAUAUCUGGGUAUCUCAUUAGGCGCGAACCCAAGUCUACCGGUUUAUUAUUUGAGCCUAUACAAGAUGCCGAAGGAUGUUGCAGAGAAACCGAUUUCCUUACAAAGAAGAUUUUUAUGGAGUAAGGAGGGUGGGAGGACUGGUAUGGCCUUGGUGAAGUGGGAAGUGGUGCAGGCUCCUAAGAGGUUAGGCGGGUUGGGAGUUGGAGAUGCUGUGAUACGCAAUACUGCCCUUCUGUUUAAGUGGUGGUGGCGGUUCUCCAAGGAAGAAUGUCUGUUGUGGAAGAAGGUGAGGCUACCUGAUCGGGGGGGUCCGUGGAAGGACAUUUGUCAACUACAGUUUAAGAAUCAAGAAGUUAGACAUAAGAUGAUUACUGGAUUGGCUUUGGAGGUGGGUGAUGGGGGACGCACUCGAUUUUGGGAGGAUAUCUGGAUUAGUGGAGGGUCUUUGAAAGAUCGAUUCCCAAGGCUCUUCUCUGUUUCAAGCCAAAGAGGAUCACUGAUAGGGGAUUGUGGGUUUUGGGACAGGUGUGGUGUACUUGGAUAUCUCAUGUUGGUCUACUAUGAAUAUGCCCGGGUACAGUAA
This is a messenger RNA of Arachis ipaensis, 1008 nucleotides long. RefSeq lists its product as uncharacterized. NCBI's taxonomy places the organism in Eukaryota, Viridiplantae, Streptophyta, Magnoliopsida, Fabales, Fabaceae. The record is from RefSeq and is a predicted model, not a curated record.